Brachypodium distachyon (stiff brome) is the source of this 914-nucleotide messenger RNA. Its product is annotated as E3 ubiquitin-protein ligase EL5-like. Bases 85 to 531 code for a protein of 148 amino acids. The record is from RefSeq and is a predicted model, not a curated record. Lineage: Eukaryota; Viridiplantae; Streptophyta; Magnoliopsida; Poales; Poaceae. The transcript has a single exon.
GUCGACCGCUUCGCCGCCUAUAUACCCUCACACGCGCACAUCAUCGACAAAGCACCCGUGACCGACAUAAACACCGAAGGACUCAUGAUCGCCAUUGCCGGAGCGGUGGUGGCCGGUGCGGCAGCCGCAGCAGCGGUUCUUGUCUUGAGAUCGUCGCGCGACGACGACGACGACGUGAGGCCCGAAGGAGCCGUGGCGGCGGUGUGGCCAUCGCAAGAGUGCGCGGUGUGCCUGUCGGAGCUGGUGGCCGGGACGACGGGAGGAAGCUGUGACUCUGAGGUGCGGAUGCUGGCGGGGUGCGGGCACGGGUUCCACGAGGAGUGCAUCGGCAGGUGGUUGCCGCUGCGCCCCGAGUGCCCGCUCUGCCGCUGCCCCGUGCCGGUGCCGGAGGCGGAAGGUGAGUCCACGGAAGCCGCCGUGGUGGCUGUCGCGCCGCAGGCAGCCGCCUGGUCGCGGCCGGCGAGGAUUGCGUGCGGCUUCGGCGACGGGAGGGUGGUGUGGACGCGUAGCCCACCCACCGUCUUUGAUUAAAUUCCGUGUACGUAGUUGGGGAUCGAUUAGCGGGAGGCCAUGGCCAGCCAGGAAUCGAAGAGAGACGCCUGGUGUGCAUCGGUUUAUCAUUGGUGUGUGCACAUUGUUUGCGGAUUAUUAUUCGAAAUCGAUUCGAUGGAUUUUGUACGCGAGUCGAUCGCUGCACAGUGCUGAAGGUUGCCCGUCGGCGAAAUGCACGUCAUAGCUGUAUGAAUCAUGUGUGUAGUCUGUAUAUCGGCUUCCGUUUCGGGGGAAACAAAUGUGUGUAUGCCAAGAGUAAAAAUUAUUUUAGUUCCGAAUUAGGGAUUUGCUGCUUCUAAUUUUUAUACUUGCACGCCCAAUUACAGAUACUGUAAAUUUUACUCAUCUCCUAAUAUUUCGUA